Hemiscyllium ocellatum (epaulette shark) is the source of this 1113-nucleotide messenger RNA. It is a transcript of the gene fam113, whose product is annotated as family with sequence similarity 113. The record is from RefSeq and is a predicted model, not a curated record. Bases 1 to 1113 code for a protein of 370 amino acids. NCBI's taxonomy places the organism in Eukaryota, Metazoa, Chordata, Chondrichthyes, Orectolobiformes, Hemiscylliidae. The transcript is spliced from 7 exons.
AUGGCGGGUCUGGGCCCAGAGCAGGUUCGGCUUCUUCUUCAAAACAAACACCUGGUGGUUCUCGGGGACUCUGUUCAGAGAACAAUCUACAAAGACCUGGUGCUGUUCCUGCAGACGGAGAGGUGUCUGUCAGCUGGUCAACUCCGCAGUAAGGGGGAGCCAAGCUUUGAGGGAGACCAGCUGAUUGAAGGAGGGAAGCUGAGUAACAGUACAGAAUACCGAGAAGUUCGCCUGUAUCACAGUCCUACUCAUCUCCUCCGGUUUUAUUUCCUCACCCGGAUUUACUCGGACUACGUGGACAGGGUGUUGGCUGGUUUCCGAAGAGAACCACAACCUGAUAUCCUCAUUGUUAACUCGUGUGUCUGGGAUAUCUCCAGGUAUGGUUCCAAUUCAAUCGAGCAAUAUAGAGAGAAUCUGGUCAAAUUCUUCAGGCGGCUAAGAGAGGUCCUCCUCCCAGAAUGCCUUGUGAUCUGGAACAUGGCGAUGCCUCUGGGUGAAAAGAUCAAAGGUGGCUUCCUGAUACCAGAGUUGCAGUACCUGGAGGGGAGCUUGCGUUACGAUGUGAUUGAAGCUAAUUUCUACAGUGGCCUUUUGGCGGAUGCUCAUGGCUUUGAUGUGUUAGACUUGCACUACCGAUUCCGGUUUGAACUACACCACCGAGCAGCUGAUGGGGUUCACUGGAGCCACGUUAUUCAUCGUCGAAUCUCCCAGCUCCUGCUUGAACACAUCGCAUCUGCCUGGGGUGUGGUUCUGCCCCCUGGGAAACCACAAGCCUCAGUCCCAAGGGAGGUACUGGCCCUCCCAGUGUGUCGGUCCCAGACCUGGCGAAUGCCCAGUAGGAAUGCUGCUGAAGUGGACUUCAUCGAUGACUGUCUGGAGUCCAGCUGGGGUCAACCUUUCCCAGGAUACACCAGCUUCCACAACAUGAACUACCCCGAUCAUUUGUCAAUGCCGGCCAACUCUCUGCCCAGGCUCCAGGACAACUGGGAUCAAUCGGAACAGACCAGGGGUUCCAGGGUGUUCCGGAAUAACCAGCUAGUGAUGAGACAUCGACUGUUACACAGCAGGAUCCCAGUCCCAUACAACCUGCCCCAUUACAGCGGUCUCCACUAA